Messenger RNA from Talaromyces proteolyticus, 1101 nucleotides. RefSeq names its product putative GNAT family N-acetyltransferase. Gene Ontology annotation, molecular function: acyltransferase activity, transferring groups other than amino-acyl groups. The transcript has a single exon. Lineage: Eukaryota; Fungi; Ascomycota; Eurotiomycetes; Eurotiales; Trichocomaceae. Bases 295 to 759 code for a protein of 154 amino acids. The record is from RefSeq and is a predicted model, not a curated record.
CGGAAAUUUAGCAUCUUGAUCCACUUUCUCGACUAACUUUUUUGCUCCGCAUUUACUUUUAUCGCGUGAGAAUCAGGCUCCAGCAGCUAAAGAUCACAGAGCCAAGACAACUCCGAAUUCCGAGGUGACUCCGAAUGCGAUGGCUGGCAGAGAUGAGUCACAUCCAGUUCCUCCAAGAUGUGUCGUUGAACUAUCGGUGAGGAAAAUAUCUGGCGGGAUUCCGGCGGACAAUUAUAAUAAUAAUAAAUAAAGUCGACUUAUCACAAGGAAUACUGUGCUGGGCAGUAGAAAGCGAUGGCGCUGCCACCUGGGUAUACUCUUCACUCCGGGCUGCCCUCAGUCGACGCCUACCUCCACUUGCGCUCUUCAACGGGCCUCUCGCCCAAAUGCGCUUCUCAGGCAACUGCUUCUAUAAACGGGACGUGGUAUGGCUGCCACGUCACAUACCAAUCCCCAACCAACAGUGACAACGAGUCGUCCCAACCCGAGGCUGUCGCCAUGGGUCGUAUAGUCGGGGAUGGUGGAUGGUAUUUUGUCAUCGCCGACAUGGCUGUUCUGACAAGCCACCAACGAAAAGGGUUGGGCGAUGUUAUUCUGAAGCAGUUACUCAAGAAGAUCAAGGAAGUGGCGCCGGUGGAAGAGGGAUUUCGGCCGUAUAUCAACCUGCUUGCUGAUGCGCCGGGGAGGAGAUUGUAUGAGAGGAAUGGGUUUGUGUAUACUGAUCCGCACUCGUUGGGGAUGAUGUUUCAGUGGGAUUGACUUGCGAUGUAACGAAAGCAUGGUAUUAGACUGGGUACUAGAGAUCAUAGAUUGCCGAGCGGCCUGGCCGUGAGGAUUGUUCCAAUUAUCGUUGGGCGUUUUUGCCGAUGUAUUCAACACAUUGCUCUCGGAUGAUGGGGAAAUACGGUUAUAAUGUAAUAAUGUACAGACAUACGAGGAUGGCCAGUCGGUAUGUUGACAGGUAAUCAAACAACCAAACUAGUUAAUUCAGAAGUGUAAAUUUUUCCUCGUUGCUUUCAACAUGGGCGAGAGGUUUUUUAUAAUCAUUAUUAUUGUUAUUCUUUCUUUCUUUACAUUGGCCAAGCUUUGGCUGGUCUCACA